AUGACUGAAGCAUCGUCAACAGAGGCCCCAGCAUUGACUCCCCAGUUUUGCUUCAAUGAAAGUCUCCUCAGAGACUUUUUGAGUCUUUCGCGGUCGACUAUCGACGAUUCGAUUACGCAGAAUCUCAAUGCGUUAAUAACCCCGGCCCGUGAAGGUUUCGAUCCAUCUUCUACCGCUGUGCGACAAAUCGACUCCAAAGCCCGGAAAGCAAUCGAUCCAAAAAAUUGCCAGGGUUUCAAGGACAAUGUGCUAUUCCCAUCAUGGCAGACUCGCUCCGAUGUUUUAGCCUACUGCGCCGGUGUUGCGACAAGUCCGGACCCCGAUGAUCCUGACCUGAUCCUACGGGAGACCGAAUCUGCGAGGGAUCGAGAGCGAGUUGUCAAUGAACGAUUGGACCCAUAUUCAGCACGUUUCUUUCCCCGGGAGGCUAGGACAGAAUCACUCGCGAACUUAGUACGAAACCAACGGACCGUGGAAGAUAUCAUCCGCGCGAGAACCUGGGGCAUGGUGACCGAGAGAUGUGGUGGCUCUACGUCAUGGGAGGAUGCUUUGAACAAUUGGCGUCACAGCAACCAACGAUGA
Molecule: messenger RNA, 582 nt
Organism: Penicillium waksmanii
Lineage: Eukaryota; Fungi; Ascomycota; Eurotiomycetes; Eurotiales; Aspergillaceae
Product: MIX23 family protein
Exons: 2
Coding region: 1-582 (193 amino acids)
Cellular component (GO): mitochondrial intermembrane space; mitochondrion
Source: RefSeq, a predicted model, not a curated record